Porites lobata is the source of this 3454-nucleotide messenger RNA. NCBI's taxonomy places the organism in Eukaryota, Metazoa, Cnidaria, Anthozoa, Scleractinia, Poritidae. The record is from the annotation of a GenBank genome assembly.
AUGAUUUGGAAAUUACGUGAAGCAGGCAAUUCCAGUGCCAUGUCAGUGAGAGAUCGGUGUAUGGUAGGUAAUAAAACAUUGAAGACAUUUGAUCCUUGCUCACACGUACACUUCCUGGAAUCACAGCAUUUCAGCUUCAAGCCGGCAUAAGAAAGGGCAAGAUGCUCCACACUAGAAAUCUUUUUUUCUAAAACACAGACCUAAACCACAUGCACACUGAGUAUUGAACAGAUAUGACAAGAACUGAAAGCCCAAUAGUGGUUUUGUCAUGUUUUGCGCUUAAACGCACAAAACAUGACAAAACAUUUAUACAGUGUUUUGGUUGCCUUCGCUGCAGGCUUUCAUCUCAUAAAACUAAUAAUAUUUUUUUUUUGGUUUUUUCAGACUGCAAGAUCAUAUACUGAUGCUGAACUGUAAAAUCUUGGUUAAAAAAAAUUACGGAUUUGCCGAUCAAUAUCUUUAUACUUUCAGAGUUUUUUUACUGGAAAACUAAAUUCUGGUUUGUAGGCAAUGAAACAUAUCCUUGCCGAGCACAAAGCUAGAAAUGUGGCCACCUCGCAAGAACAUGAAGACGAUCCAGAGUUUGAUUCACCCGCAAGUGGGGAAUCUGCAAUGCUGGUAUGUCCAGCCACGAGCUUUUUUUCUUUUAUUCAGACAGUUGGGGACUUUAUAGCCUUUCACAUAAAUGGUAGUCGCUUUGUUAUUAUUUUGUAUGAAUCAAUUAGAGCUACUGGCCUAUAUUGAAGUUAAAAUUUGUUUGUAUUUUUCUGAUAAGUUAACUCUGAAUACAAAGAAGAGGUUAUUGCCCACCGUUCAUAAAAAAAGACAAAUCAGAUACUUAUGAGGCUGGAGAGGGAGCCAGAUAGUGAUGAAAUUGAAGAAAUGGAAGAAGAGGUUGAGGAGUAUGCAGUAACCGAUCCCCUUCCGUCUUCAAACUCACUGCAGGUAUUUCUGGGCAGACUUGCUUUGCUUAAUAAAUGGCAUGCUUCCUACAUACUUAGCAAUACUUAUUCUUAGGUUGAGAAAACUACUGAAUCAACGCCAACAGACGGUUCAGUGCAUGCAGAUAUGGAUACAGGUAACUCACUAUCCUCAUCAAGCUCGAUGGUAAGGGAUUUCUUUUAUUUCAAAGAAAAACUGUAACAGUACCAUAUUACCUUCAUCAUAAUAGUUAUUACAUGUAUUGUUAUGAGAAAACAUUCCACAGGCAAACAAUUUCAAAAUAACGCCAAAAAAUUAUUCUGUAAUCAUCAUAGAACGAUUCUUAAUACAACACUUCGCAAACUAUCGAACGAUGGCUGAGAUUUAGACAGAUAAAAACAGCCUUCCAAAAUCUCCGACAGAACUUGAAAAAGACGGGCCGACUUUUUCAAGUUUGUUUUCAUUGGCUCGCGCAUGCGUGAGGGGUGACAUAGCCCCUUUCAUGGAGGUCUUGGGUUGCCCAGAGACAUUUACGUGCUACAAUGGCUUGACGGUAGAUGGUACUGACACUCUUUGCAUCUUUUAUCGAUAUGAUGAUGAGGUUUGCUAGGCCCGUGCCUCAGCUCUGUAUGACAAGUAACAUGGUUAUGGACCAUUUAUAUACGCACUGGAGUCAUUUGCUAACCUCGCUAAAUCAGCCUUGGCUUUCGCUUGAUUAUUUGGAGACAUUUGCUAAUGCUACUUUUCAAGCUGGCAGAGCUUUGCAGAAUUGUUUUGGAUUUGUCGAUGGAACAGUCAGACCUGUUUCCCGACCCGGCAAAAAUCAAAGAGUACUGUAUAACGGACACAAAAAAGUUCACCCCAUAAAAUUUCAAUCCAUUGCUGUUCCAAACGGUUUGGUAGCCAAUUUGUAUGGACCAGUAAAGGGAAAAUAACACGAUAGUUCAAUGCUAGCGGAGUCUAGUUUAUAUAAUCAACUGGUAUUAUUUUCUAGGGCCACAAAUGGAGACCCAUUAUGUUUAUAUGGUGAUCCUGCGUACCCUCAUCGUCCGCAGUUGCAAAGUCCUUUUAAAGGAGCAAGGCUUACUCAGAACGAGAUGGACUGGAAGAGUGCCAUGAGUAGUGUGAGGGUAUCAGUUGAAUGGAUUUUCAAGGACAUAAUUAAUUACUUUAAAUUCUUAGAUUUUAAAAAAAAUUUAAAAGUACAACUCAGUGCAGUAGGAAAAAUGUACAUUGCUUGCACUUUACUUCACAAUGCUAGGUGCUGCUUACAUGGUUCAACAACUUCCAAAUAUUUUUAAGUCCAACCACCAACACUGCAAGAAUACUUUGUGUAAACAAGUGACACUCCUAUAUCAUAGCUCCCAGUUCUGUCGAUAAGCUUCACUGUUUCACAUAUGAUUUAUUGUACUGCACUUCAAUAAAACCAAGUUGCCUUUUGAGUCUUAACCUCUUUAUCUGGUGUUUAAAGUCAGGAGAUAAAUGGGCAGGAUAGCCUCCAGUAUUAGGAUAAAACUAUUAACGAGUUUGUUAUUAUAAACAUAUACAAAGGUAACAAUGGCAGUGAAAUAUUGAAAAGCACACAUUCUUCUGAAAACGUGGCUAUGUUAGAUAUCAGGAUCCUCUCACAGCUUAAUCAAACUAACACCGUUCCUGGAAAAGUCAUGGCAAUCUUGACAGUCAAAGCUACGCUUUUCCUGAAUGUUCAUAACAGUUUAGAGUUGUCAAGAAUGGUUAUUUCAUUUAAAUCACAAGUGCAACCUGCUGUUUCAAUAUUUCUUAUUAAUUCCAGAUUGAAAUACACAGGAUUGCAAUGAUUCAUUGAAAUGACUUGCAUUGUGCCUGACGGGGAAAAAGUGUUAGGCUGGCAAGUGAUCCGUGGCACAGCACCCCCUGCCCCCCCCAGUUGCAAUGUACAUGUAUACAAAAACACAUGCACAAAUAAACCAAAAAAACGGUUUGGAAUAAAAACUGAAGUCAACAUGCUGUGUUCCCCGCACAGUGCAAAGCUAAGAAAAUAGUGGUCAGGGCAGUUUAGUACUUCAUGGGACUCAUAUUGUUAUUCAGCAACUGACGUCCGAAAAAUCCUGCCAGGGCAACUCUGCUAGAGAACCUUCCCAACCCCAUACCUUGCUCACCUUGAGCAAGCCUAUCACCUGAUUCAAAGAAAUAGUGCAAAUUUUCAUGGAAAAUAAAUGAAAUUACACUAAACAAAAAGUUGAUUAACAUAAUGGUGAUCAAUUUCAUGCUUUUCUGUGCUCAGUUAACGGGUUCCAAGAAAGUGAUACUUUUACGCUUUUGUGCACUUUUUAGGUGUAGUUAUGAUACUUGAAUAUGGCCUCUUGAAGGGAUCCUAAUAUAAAUGACCCUAAAUAAAUACGUUUUAUUAACAGUCAUAAAUGCCACAUGUUAAAUGUACUUUUCUUAGGUGUCUUUUGUUUUGAGACUGCACCCUGCAGUAAACUUAGCAAAGCUGUAUUCUGCAGUUGCAUUUGCUGAAGCAGCUGCUCCUGUUGUUUCUGGUGGCUUUUAA